This is a messenger RNA of Nicotiana tabacum (common tobacco), 1352 nucleotides long. Its product is annotated as putative glucose-6-phosphate 1-epimerase. Gene Ontology annotation, biological process: carbohydrate metabolic process. Gene Ontology annotation, molecular function: glucose-6-phosphate 1-epimerase activity; carbohydrate binding. Gene Ontology annotation, cellular component: cytoplasm. The record is from RefSeq and is a predicted model, not a curated record. Lineage: Eukaryota; Viridiplantae; Streptophyta; Magnoliopsida; Solanales; Solanaceae.
ACAUAGAAAUAAAAAAAGAGAGCAAUUUCCAGUUGAAUAUAAAAAAGGACGUACUUUCUGCAAAUCUCUUCAAAUCUCGCCAUCAAAUAGAAGAUGGCAGCAUUGUCUAUGACUUGGUCUUGCUCUCCCUUAACCUCCUCCAAAUUUAGGCGAGUCAACCGAUAUCCAGGGAUGGCAUUUGCAAGUGUGAAAUCUACUGAAGGAUUGGGGAAUUUACCCAAGGUCGUUUUGACUUCUCCUCAUGGAAGUGAGGCAGAGCUAUAUCUAUUUGGAGCUUGUCUCACAUCUUGGAAAGUAGACAGUAAAGAUCUUCUUUUUGUUAGACCAGAUGCUGUAUUCAAUGGUCAGAAACCAAUCAGUGGAGGAAUACCGCAUUGUUUCCCCCAAUUUGGACCUGGCCCAAUCCAGCAGCACGGAUUUGGAAGGAACAUGAAUUGGUCUCUGGUUAGCUCUGAAAAUGUGGAAGGGAAUCCUAUUGUUACUUUGGAGCUAAAGGAUGGCCCUUACAGCCGUGCGAUGUGGGACUAUAGUUUCCACGCUCUUUACAAGAUCACUCUUGAUAAGAAGACCCUUUCCACGGAAUUCACAAUUACAAAUACUGACAACAAAUCAUUUUCGUUUACUACUGCUCUUCAUACUUACUUCCGCGCGUCUGUAACAGGUGCAUCAGUUAGUGGCUUAAAAGGUUGCAAAACUCUAAACAAAGUUCCUGAUCCGACAAAUCCUGUGGAGGGUAAGGAGGAAAGGGAUGUGGUGACAUUUCCUGGAUUUGUGGACUGUGUUUAUCUUGAUGCACCUAAUGAGUUACAGCUAGAUAAUGGUUUAGGUGAUAAAAUAUCCAUCAAAAACACCAACUGGUCUGAUGCUGUUCUAUGGAACCCUCAUCUGACCAUGGAACAAAGCUACAAAGACUUUGUUUGCGUUGAAAAUGCCAAGAUUGGAAAAGUUCAGCUGGAACCGGAGCAAUCUUGGACGGCUGUACAACAUCUAACUGUUGCUUAAAGAUGGCGGAGUAGAGAAAUCAACUUUUUGGAGAAAAUUUUUGCUGCAUCUUAAGUUAAAAGACUCAUCUGUGGACAAUGGUUGAGAAGGGCAAUAAACAAUAAAAAGGUAAUGUUGUAUCUUUCAUGGCCUGAUUUUCAUGCCAAUUAGAGUGUUGAAGUGAUAUUUUCAUAUUCGUUCCCUCUUCUCUCCCCCUUUAUUCUCCACUUUAUUUGCCAAAUCCUCAAAGCUAGGAAACGAAGCUGCAAAACAUGUAUGUUGAAUUCUCCAAAUUUUGUGAUUAAGGGAGAAAAUGUACUAUGUAUAAGGAAAAGAAAAAAGAAAUGCAAGUUCUUCUUGAUUCUUCCUGA